This is a messenger RNA of Chironomus riparius, 689 nucleotides long. The record is from the annotation of a GenBank genome assembly. Lineage: Eukaryota; Metazoa; Arthropoda; Insecta; Diptera; Chironomidae.
CUGGUUGAAGUCGAACUUUUUGUGAGAAAUUUUUGAAAUAAAAAUCUUUACGAUGGAGGGGAUUUUCAAAAAUUUCUUGCUUGCUGUUUUACUCUUGUACUUGAUCAAUGAAUCAACAGCAUGUCAAGGGUUUAAGUUAAAAAUUCACUAUAUGAAAAAUUGUGGAAGUAAUAAUGUGAUUAAACUCCAAGACAAUUCAACUGCGAAACUUACAAAGGAUUGUGAAAUUGUUCCAACAGUUUGUGCAGAAACCGAAGGAUUUAAGACUGCUAUGCUUCAUUAUGAGAUAUACAAAAACAAUCUCAUUGUUCUACGCGGUGAUAUUGAUGCUUGUGCUGAGUUGAAAAAAUUGAAACCAGAAGUAAAAGAAAUGAUAAAACUUUUCGGACUACCUGAUAAGUGCCCAAUUGAAAAACAAACUAAAUGUGAGGAUGGCUCUAAAAAGGCCAACGUUCAACAGUAUAAGAGUUUCCUUCAGCUUGCUCUUGGUGGACCAAUACGUACUGAAAUAACCAUACAACACGAUACUGGAAAAAGCUGUUUCAAAAGUGAAGUCGAAUUUGUAAAGAAAUAAUUUUCUUUGAUAAAAAUUAUCAUCAUCAAAUAUUUUUUUUAUUUUAAAUUUGUAAACGUCCUGUACUCUUAUUUUAUUGAAAAUGCAAAUAAAAUCAACUUAGUCUUCAAAAAAA